GUGUAGUCACGUGAUCUGGCGCUGGCUCUUCUGGAUUAUCGCUCCCUGCAGGAUUUACUAGGUGUGGGCUGAGCGUUACAGGUGGUACAGAAAGAGCCGACACGGAACCUGAAACAAUCUGAACCGAGUCAGUCUGUGAGGAGUUUCCAUGUAGAUCCCGGCAGCUGGAAUACUGAACCCUGAGAAUGAAGUCCUCCACCAUCCCCCAGCUCUAGCCGGGCAGCAUGGCUCCUGCUCCUCCUUCCAGAGAGGACACCGGCAGCUCAUUAGCUCUGCGCUGGAGGCUAACGCCGACAUAGAUUCUCUUCAACUUCAAAUUGAACCAAUUCAGGCUGGAGUCCUGGUUAAACAUCUAAAUAAGCUGCUGACAGGAUCCAUCCAGACUCGGGGGUUUUUCAACCAUGCGCUACCUGUGACCUUUUUUUGGGCGUCAGAGCUGGACCGUGCGGCUCCUCUGCUCGUCGACCGACCCCAGACCCCGAGCCAUGUCUCUUCUCUUAACUCUACGCAUCGUCUGUGGAUUGAUGCUCCAGCAUUACUUCAGUCCGCUCAGCGCUCAGUACUGCGUCCCACGGAAGACCGUCGACUACCAGAGUCACCUGAAUUUGUUCAAAGAAGAUGGGAUCUUCAAUUACUCAACUAUGCUGAUCAGAGACGACCUGGGUGUGGUGCUGCUGGGGGCGAGAGAGGCUGUCUACGCUCUGGAUAUGAACAACAUCUCGGACCAAAAGGCCGCGGUGUAUUGGCGAGUCACCGAGGAGAAGCAGAGGGAGUGCACAUACAAGGGAAAACACGCAGAGGUGGAAUGCCGCAACUACAUACGGACGCUGCACAGCGUGAACGACACCACGCUCUACGUUUGCGGCACAAACGCCUUUUCUCCGGUGUGCGAUUACAUGACGUUUGCAAACGACCAGCUGACCCUGAAGGGAAAGCAGGAGGAGGGAAGAGGGAAGUGUCCUUUUGAUCCCUUUCAGAGAUACUCCUCCCUCAUGGUCGGAACUGAGCUGUACUCUGCUACAUCCAUCAACUUUCUGGGCUCUGAGCCUGUGAUUCUGCGCAACUCAAAUUUGCCUCUUCGCACCGAGUUUAAGCGCUCCUGGCUCAGUGAGCCAAACUUUGUCUACAUGGACUUCUUGGAGGAGAGCGUCGACAGUGCCGACGGGGACGACGACAAGGUGUACAUGUUCUUCAGCGAGAACGCCAUGGAGUACGACUUCUACAGAAAAGUCGCGGUGUCCAGAGUGGCGCGCGUCUGCAAGGGAGAUAUGGGCGGCAUGCGGACGCUGCAGAGGAAAUGGACCACGUUCCUGAAAGCCAGUCUGGAUUGUUCCUUCCCUGAACCCAGCUUGCCCCCCAUUGUCCAGGACGUGUUCCUGCUACGGCACAAAGACUGGAGGAAGAGCGUCUUCUACGCCGUCUUCACACCUCAGUCGAGCUUGUCUCAGAUCUCUGCGGUGUGUGCAUUCAGCGUCGCGUCGAUUCGAGAAAUUUUCAACGAGGGAAAGUUUAAGACAUCUGUUGCCGUGGAGACGUCCCAUGUGAAAUGGGUGAUGUACACGGGGGAGGUGCCGGAGCCCAGACCGGGAGCGUGCAUCAACAAUAUGGAUCGUAAAAAGGGGAUAAAUGGCUCCCUGGAUUUACCGGAUAAAACCCUCCAGUUCAUCAGAGACCGGCCCCUGAUGGACGAGGCUGUUCGUCCGCUGACUGGGGGCCCGCUGCUGCUCAAGAGGGGACCCUUACUGACCCGAAUCGUGGUGGACAGCGUGCUGGCUCUGGACGGAGACAUUUACAACGUCAUGUUUAUCGGAACUGAAAACGGCUACAUUCAGAAGGCCGUCAACUUUGACGGAGAGAUGUUCAUCAUCGAGCAGAUUCAGGUGUACGAAAACCCCGAGGCCGUCAAGGUCGUACGCCUCUCAUCAAGCAAGGGUCAACUCUACGCCGGUUCUGAAUCUGGUGUCGUCCAGAUGCCGGUCAGUAACUGCAGUCGGUACCAGUCUUGUGAGGACUGCAUCCUGUCCAGGGACCCUUACUGUGCCUGGGACUCGUCCGCUGAGCGCUGCUCCUCCGUCUCCUCUCUGUCUGCGUCCCCCGAAGCUGCAGUCCAGAGUCUGAAGGAGGGGAGCGUGUCACAGUGUCCUCCAGCAGAUCCAGUGCCAGCUGUGGACGUUGCUCUAAUUCCAGGGAACAAUAUCCAGCUGCCUUGCCAGCGUCACUCCAACCUGGCGGAGGUCCACUGGAGGUUCGCUGACCUCCAGGUUUUAUCUACGCACAAAUACUACAUCUACAGCGACGGCCUCCUCAUCCUGAACACGACCGCGUCGGACGCAGGCUUGUACUUCUGUGACUCGGUGGAGCAGAUCAACAGCAGGACGUACAACAGGACUGUGGCCGUUUAUCAUUUACAAAUCUCCUCUGAGCCAGUCAGCCCCGCUCCCGGCAUAGCAGCCACAAAACACUUCAUUCAAACGCCGAAAACGGCUGCAACUGGGUCACAGCCGGACCUGGGCAGCGAGGACCCGCUGACGCCUGAGAAUCAAAGCGACUCUGGGAGAAUGAGCCGCCUGGAGGCGGCCGUGGCUCUGCUGUCGCUGCUGUGCCUCGCUCUCAUCGCCGUCGUACUGUGGUUCUGGAAACGAGGGCACUGGAAGUGCUCCGGGUUGGCGCAGAGAUCCAAGGGUAGCGAGGGGAAGCAGCAGCAGCAGCCGUCGUCGGACUACACGCACAUUCAGAACAGAAACUCUGCGAUUAAGCUCCUGGGGGCGGAGGCCGGACCGUGCACCGCCAACAAUAAUCACACCACUGUGGACUUCAAAAAGAACGGGGAGUACCACUUCCCACCUCUGGCCAGCAUUUCAAGUCUGAACGGUCUGGGGUACAUCCGUGACGAGUCAGAGAUUUGACUCUGCUGAGGCUUCAGUCCUCGUUCUGCAUCGGUGCAAUAAUGAUGUACUUGCAAUGUGUUGUUCAGGUACGUCUCAAUAAACUGAAAUUCAAGCAAAAAGCUUAUUUCAGUAAUUCAGUUCAAAGUCAUGUGCUGUGUCGAUUCAUAGCACACAGAGAAGUGUUUGUUUUAGUUGACUUUGAUAAUAUAAUACAAAUAAAGUUUUUAUUAUUUAUUAUCCAUCAAUUGUCUGAUGGUUGGGCUACUGAGGCCUGUCUCCAGUGAUCAUUGGGCAUGAGACAAGAACUAUAAUAAAUAUAUAAUUAUAAUAUAAAUACAAUAUAAUGGCUUUGCUUCACAAUUGUCCCCGGGCUGUGAUGAUCCCUGAUGCUUUUCCUACCACACUUUUUCCUUCCACUCAAUUUUCCAUUAAUAUGCUUAAACAGUUCUCUGAACUUUAGUGGCUUACCUUCAAUCAAUGACUGACUCCUGAACAAAUGUCAAAUCAGCGGCAUUUCCCAUGACUGUAGAGGCCAUAGCAUGAUCUUAAAAUGUUUUUUUUUUAUUGAUUAUUAUUAUAAAUGUUUUAUUAUCCCUAGAUUACAAAAUACACAUAUAUAUAUAUAUAUAUAUAUAUAUAGUUUCCCCUUUCUGAACCGAACUACUGAAAUAGAUGAACUUUCCACAGAUCUUCCAGUUUGUUGAGAUACGCCUUUAGAUGGUGAAUGGGUUCCUGGUUCUUUCCUGGGUGAUUUCCAAUGUCUGUUCAGGCAGUGGAUAUUCACUAAAAAGACAUGUAACUUGUUAAAUAUCUGCUCCAGAAAUGUUUUUUACAGUCAUAUUUUUGUAUAAUCCCAAUCUGUGAAUACGAUCUGUGUAAUAUUUAUGUACAGUCAAGCUUUUUUUUUUUUUUGACUAUUUAUUGGAGGAAAUUCCCAUUUUCUAUUUUUACCCUCUAAUCUUUGAAAUGAACAUGUAGCAUCUUGGUGACCGAACUUCAAGCUUAAUUCAUUUCAUGGAUCCUGCUGUAUGAAAUCAACAGGGGUAAUUUUUUUCAUUGCUCUUUGGUUGAAUUAAUCUUCCUGCCUCUACUUUUUCACCACUCAUUCAGUAAAAAAAAUAAAAAAUAAAAGCCACAUGUAAUUAACUACUUCUUAACAAAUAUCACCAUUUUGUUUCGAUAAUUACAUCCUAAAGCUCCAGUAGGAAGGCGGUUCUUUUAUUCCUUUCGGUGGGGUUCGCACAGCUUUACUUCAAAUUGUACAUUUGUGUUAAACUGAAAAAGACAAAGCUGUUGCAGGAAUGUACAGGUGUGGGUGUAAAUUUUUGGUGGCAUAUCAGUAAAAAAAUAAAAAUAUGGGAAAAUGGGGGGGUUUGACCUGGAAACAUUGCCUUGUAAAAAUGAAUACGGUAAUACAAAUUUUUUUUGUGAUUUCCUUUUUUCUUACACAGUUGAGUCCUUUGAGAUUUCUCUUAUUGGGGAGAUGGUGAUUUAGGAAGACUUGAGAACAGAAGAACUUAAAUCUCACUGUUCUCAGGUGAGAACAGUGAGAUGAGUGACAAAAAUCUUUUUUUUUUUUUCCACACACCUACACUUGAAUCCCGUUUCAUCUCAUACAAGUGUUGAUAUAAAAGCGAUGCGUCGAGAUUCCCAUUAAAUAUUUACCAGUGUGGUAUAAAGAAGUUAUCAUGUACAUAAUUAGGGAUCAAAAUUGCUUCUGGGCGAUAAAAAAAAUUAAAAUAAAAAAUUGCUGCUGCUGUUGUUGAAUACAUGCGUUAUUUCAAUACUCCCUCAGCCAAUUGCAGCUGGUGCCACAAGGCUUAGAAAGUCUGGCUCAUACUGAUUUAUCAGCAAUGUUUGCAGCUCAUGAAUCCCAGAUGUCACUAAAGCAGUUGGUGUCAUCCAGACGCCAGAUCUUUUUAAAGUUAAAAAUGCAAGAAUGGGAAAGUUUGGCAAACUGUAAAAUUAUUUUCUCAUGUUACAAAUUCAAACUUCAUAGUAUCUUUAGUACUUAUGACACACCAACACAAAGUAGUACAUAAUCACAAAGCAGAAAAUUAGGCAUGAUUUUGAAAAAAAGAAUUAAAUCUGCCUUGAGUUAACAUUGUGUUGCGGCUACAGCUGCAAUCUUUUGGGGAUUAAGUCACUGCCAGCCUUACAUAUCUAUAAAUAUUUCCUCACUCUUCUUUGCAAAAUAGCUCAAAAACUAAUUGAGAGUGAGUGGAAAUCAUACAUGGGCAACAGUUUAUAAAUUUUGUAGUGGAUAUACAUUUGGACUUUGACUAGACCCAUUCAAAAGAUAAACAUGCACUAAUUAAUUAAUGCCUAUUCCUCAGUAACUCUGGUCUAUCACUGACUCUGAUAGACCAGAAAACCAAGUGUCAAAUUUCUUCUGCUUCAAAAUAAUGCUUUGAUUUGAGUCCCAACAAAAUACUCCGACAUUUGGCUUUCAGAUUUAACAAAGUGCAGAAAACAAAAUAUGACAUAACACAUUGUGACAAAGCACAAAAGUGGUGCAUUCUUCUGCUGUGGCAAUGCUUCAUGGAAGAAGCAAACUGUGAUACGAACUGCAGUUAAACAGUCCAAUGUGGUGGAAUAAACCAGAAACGCUGUGUGAAUAAAGUAAUUUAUUGAAAUGUUGCGACAUGUAUAGAAUACUUUCACACGUACGCUUUAUUUUCUGAAACCUAAUACAGAAGAUUUAAGAUGUUACACUUGGCAGUUGUCCUCGAAGGACACUUUAAUGACAAGAAAAAGUAAAUAAAAUGUCAAAAUCUACAAUGGAGGCACCAUCUUUUUCCUCUUAGUUGAGAUGUGGACUUCAGGCAGGCUUUGACAGGCGCAAGAUUAGAUUUUAAUUCCAUACAUAAAAAGCAUGUUGGAAGGACAAAAGUCGAGACCAACUCAGAAUUAGCCUGCAGUUAAUCCAUUGAUCCAUGCAGGUUUCAAUCAGUCUGGAUAUUGGAAGCAAGAUACGAGCUCAUUUCAGAUGAAUGUUUUAGUGGCCACAUGCAAGCCUGUUGUGAUUAAACACAAAAUCUGUAUCUGGUGGAAAGUGAAAGAAACGACAACGAUGGCAGCAGGAGAUAAAGAUGCUUUCAUCCACUGAAAGCAAACAAAACUCAGCUGUUCUGGCUGCUUAGGGUGUGAAAGAGGAGGAGUUAAGUGUUUUGGCAUAUCAGUGCUCAGUAAGAAAUCAAACAGAAAACCUGCUUCACUGAAGCAUAAGAUUAGUU
Molecule: messenger RNA, 6124 nt
Organism: Poecilia latipinna (sailfin molly)
Lineage: Eukaryota; Metazoa; Chordata; Actinopteri; Cyprinodontiformes; Poeciliidae
Product: semaphorin-4E
Exons: 14
Coding region: 486-2906 (806 amino acids)
Biological process (GO): positive regulation of GTPase activity; semaphorin-plexin signaling pathway; ossification involved in bone maturation
Cellular component (GO): plasma membrane
Molecular function (GO): chemorepellent activity; semaphorin receptor binding
Source: RefSeq, a predicted model, not a curated record